Helianthus annuus (common sunflower) is the source of this 3351-nucleotide messenger RNA. Its product is annotated as golgin candidate 5. Lineage: Eukaryota; Viridiplantae; Streptophyta; Magnoliopsida; Asterales; Asteraceae. Bases 502 to 3162 code for a protein of 886 amino acids. The transcript is spliced from 19 exons. The record is from RefSeq and is a predicted model, not a curated record.
CAGAAUUUUAACACGACUUCACACAUGAGCAAUUCCAACUUCCUUUAUUUUUGGAUUGGGAAUUCUGCUCUUUCUCUGCCAUUGUUGCAGGAGUCACAAUACUCUUACUGUUUUCAGUAAUAUAUCAUUUAUAGCAUCACUUUAUUUGUCAAAUUUGUAGUUAUUCAACUGUAAACCAAAUACGAAAUCUGCAUCUCAUAUAUUUUCUGAUCAUCACCUUCAACAUGCGUUUAUUUCCCACAUAAUUCCAGUUAAAUCAUCAAAUCUUCAUCGUUCAGGUUAUCUGAUCUAGACACACUUGUUACCUUCCAGCAUCAAAUCAUUCAGAUUCACUACAAAUCAACCGAGAUUCCUUCAACAUUUUAAAUAUAAUUGAUUCAGAGCUGAUGAUGUUACACCAUUCGGUGCUGAUGAUGUCACGCAAAUUGGUGUAACAUUAGGGUUUUUGGUGCAUUUGUUCUGUAUAGUUUUAAGCAUUGUGGAGAUUUUAUAGGUUAGGAUAUGGCUUGGUUUAGUGGGAACUUUCCGGAUUUCUCCGAGGCGGUUAACAAGAUCAGCGCCGGUGUUAAGACUAUCGAAAAGAAUUUCGAUAAUGCUCUCGGGUUGGAAGAGAAUCCUGAUGGAACUUCUUCCACUUCUGAAGCUUCAGGGUUAUGGUCGACGGAUUUAAUGUCAUUUAUGGGUCAGAAAGACGAGGACGAAGACGCCGAGUCAUCGGAAAAUCUCGAGUCUUCAAGUCUUCCAUCAUCUUCUCGUGAAAACGAAACUGAUGAUCCUGCUACUACCGCCAGUGAAGUUAGAGAAUCAAAUGUUGAAACUUUAAAGCCUGAAGAGCAGCAUCAAGAAACGCAUGUUACCGCUUCGGAUGAAGUAGAGAGCAGGGAUGAAACAAUUAUUGAUGAGCUGGCAGAUGAACUUGCAGCCAUCGCCCUAAACACAAGUAAUGCACAAAAAUCACACAUUGGAAUAUCUGAAGAACCAAGCGCAGAUCAUACUGACCCAUUAGAGUUUCCCGACCAUAAGUUAACAGAACCCGAGUCAACAAGUUCCGAAGAUCAAGCCGCAGGUAUCGUCCUGGAGUCAAACGCGGUGAGUCAACCGCUUGAUUUACAAAAGACUGAAGAGGAAUCAAAGAGACAAGAAGAGGCUAUACAAGUUUCAGAUGAUGUUUCUGAGAUCGUCCCUGAUGUGGUUUUAGAUGACGGUAACACAACUGCUACUGAACACGAAGCGGAAGUUAAAGAACAACCGUCGAGUUUGGAAAGGAAUUUGUCUGAAUAUUCGGAUUCGGUGGUUGAGCUCGAGAAUGUGAAGCGGGAGAUGAAAUUAAUGGAGACUGCACUUCUAGGAGCUGCUACACAAGCUCAGGCGAAAGCUGAUGAACUCGCGAAGCUAAUGAAUGAGAACGAGCAGCUGAAGUCUUUGCUUGAGGAACAAACGAGAAAAUCAAAUGAAGCCGAAGUCGAGUCUUUACGUGAAGAGUAUCAUCAAAGGGUCUCAACUCUUGAAAGAAAGGUUUAUGCUCUGACUCGGGAAAGAGAUACCCUACGCAGAGAGCAAAAUAAAAAAAGUGACGCCGCUGCUCUUCUGAAGGAAAAAGAUGAAAUCAUCACUCAAGUUAUGGCAGAAGGUGAAGAGCUGUCUAAGAAACAAGCUGCUCAAGAAGCGACAAUUAGGAAACUACGUGCGCAGAUCAGGGAGUUUGAAGAAGAGAAAAAGGGAUUAACAACAAAGUUACAGGUUGAAGAGAACAAAGUAGAGAGUAUAAAGAGGGACAAGGCGGCUACAGAGAAGCUGCUACAAGAAACAAUCGAGAAAAACCAUGCUGAGCUGGCAACUCAAAAAGAGUUCUAUACGACUGCUUUAAAUGCAGCCAAAGAAGCUGAAGCAUUAGCAGAGUCCCGUGCAAAUGAUGAAGCUAGAAAUGAACUAGAGAGCAGGCUAAAGGAAGCCGAAGAACGCGAAGCUAUGCUAGUUCAAACCCUCGAAGAAUUAAGGCAAACUCUGAGCCGAAAGGAGCAGCAGGCGGUUUUUAAAGAAGAUAUGCUAAGGAGAGACAUUGAGGACCUUCAAAAACGAUACCAAGCAAGCGAGCGUCGAUGUGAAGAGUUGGUUACACAAGUUCCGGAAUCUACUAGGCCUCUUUUGAGACAGAUUGAAGCUAUUCAGAAAACAACUGCUAGAAAGGCAGAAGCUUGGAAUGCUGUAGAGAGAUCACUAAACUCACGUCUUCAGGAAGCGGAGGCCAAAGCUGCAGGAGCAGAGGAAAGAGAGCGUUCUGUUAACGAACGAUUAUCACAAACGUUAUCUCGCAUAAAUGUUCUUGAAGCUCAGAUAUCGUGUUUGAGAACAGAGCAAACACAACUAACUCGGUCCCUUGAAAAAGAAAGACAAAGAGCAGCUGAAAGCAGGCAGGAUUACCUUGCAUUAAAAGAGGAAGCCGAUACGCAUGAAGGUCGAGUGAGUCGGCUUCAAGAUGAAAUUAAAGAACUCAAAACGAAACAUAAGCAAGAGCUGCAGGAAGCAUUGACCCACCGUGAACUCCUGCAGCAGGAUAUCGAACGUGAAAAAAAUGCACGUCUGGAACUGGAAAAGGCGGCUCACCUUCAAUCUACAGCUCUUCUCGAGCAAAACAAGAUAGCCAGGACAAAAUCGACAUCGGAGAAUGGUUUGACUCGCAGACUCUCGAGUGCCAGCAGUUUGAGUAGUAUGGAGGAAAGUUUUUAUUUGCAAGCGUCUUUGGACUCAUCUGAUACUCUCUCGGAAAGAAGAAAUCCCGGAGAGACUUCAUAUUAUUUAAAGAGUAAAACGCCGAAUGCCCUUGAAGCUGCUCUUCGACACAAGGAGGGUGAACUUGCAUCUUACAUGUCUAGAUUGGCAUCUAUGGAAUCCAUUCGGGACUCUCUUGCUGAGGAGUUGGUUAAAAUGACUGCAGAGUGUGAAAAGUUACGAUCAGAAGUGUCUCAGCUGCCUGGCAUGAAGGCAGAGAUGGAAGCGUUAAGACGUAGACACGCGGCUGCACUCGAGUUGAUGGGUGAACGUGAUGAGGAGCUUGAAGAACUUCGGGCUGAUAUCGUGGACCUGAAGGAGAUGUACAGAGAACAAGUAAACACUCUUGUAAAUAAGCUCCAAGUGUUGAGUUCAUCAAUUGGUGCUGCUUAAAGGAGAGGUCAGUUCUUAAGAGUGCAAAAAUAUACUAUACAUUAUUACAGUAAAAUCAUUGUUUUACCCUUCUUUUUUCCCUUGAUGAAAGAUCUUGUAUUUUGAAUAAUUAGUAUUUUUUGAAUGUUCUAUAACUUCAACUGAUUUAACAUACAGGAUUAUAGAAUAUGAAUUUGUUUUCUGGUUUAA